Molecule: messenger RNA, 453 nt
Organism: Caenorhabditis briggsae
Lineage: Eukaryota; Metazoa; Nematoda; Chromadorea; Rhabditida; Rhabditidae
Exons: 3
Coding region: 1-453 (150 amino acids)
Source: RefSeq, a predicted model, not a curated record
AUGAUGAUGAUGGGACGUGGAUUUUUGGCAAUGAUUGUCGCCGUCGCUGUUUUGUUGGAUACGGCCAACUGUGCCGACCAAGUCGUCGAGGCGACCGGCGCCGUCAUUUCCUCUGGCGACGAGAAGAUUCUCGAAACGACAGCUACCGUAACCCAUGAAGCGGCUACAGUAACCACUCAAAAAGCUACAGUAUUCCCGGCAAACGCUACAGUAACCGUAACGGAAAAAGAAGACGACGAGAAACCGAUAACCGAAACGAUUCGCACUUACAUUGAGGACUCGGUCAAGUCAGUUAAACAUGCGAUCUCGAAAAUCGGAAAAUUCGUCGGAGAACUUUUUGAAGACGCACCAGCCAACUCAACCCUCUCAUCGAAUGCCACGUCAUCUACCGUAACCCAAGCAUCUACAGUAAUCAUCUCCACAGCUACACCGACCGCUGAGACCCAGAAGUAA